CGCACCGUGGUCGCCUUCGCAGAAAAUGACCAUUCAGGAGGGUCGUAACGCGAAACAACCCACCAGCCACAGCAUCGGUUCCGGAAGCCACCUUGCCACCUCUACCAGCACAACCAACAACACCAGCAGGAGCAAUGGAGUACUCAGCGCCUUCUUCGGAUCACUCACGGCCGGAGCUUCCGCCGCCAGAAGUGCCUCCCACCAUCAUCACCAUCAACCAAGUUCCGAACAGCAGGAACCGAUUCCAACUCCUCCGCAGCACCAACAACCCGCCAUCGCAGUACCGGUUGUGGAAGAAGCGGCGGCGGCUGCGGUGGCCAUGGUCGGGGUGGCCUCGGACAACAACAACCAGCAGCCGUUCCGGGGGGAGCGCCCGCUGCAGAACGGCUGCGAGGACAAGUGGAGCUGGAGCAAGCGGGACCGCUCGAAGGAGGUGUGGCUGAGCGGGGCCAACAAUCGGACGGUGCACUUCCACCCCAACUGGAGCAAGGGUACGGCCGGAAUCCGAGGCACGCGGGUGCUCAACAACGGCCGCUACUACUGGGAGCUGAGUGUGUCGCAGCGGGUGUUUGGGACGAGGUUGAGCUACGACAACUAUGAAACCUGGAAGCGUCGUGCGAGGCAGUUCUUGACGCGAGAAGGACUCUGGAGUUACGUUGUCGGUGAUGCAAAGGCAGAGGUGAAGAAAUCUCCCGAGUGGGCGGUCAAAGACGAUCUGGCACUGCAAACCAUCGGGUACCUGGUUGACGAUGCGCUGCAGAGAGAGAUAGAGGAUGCUGUUACGGCGAAGGAAGCUUGGGAGAUGCUGCGGAAGUAUUUUGUGAAGGAUUCUUCAGUGGGCAAGGUGGCACUUAUCAAGCGGCUUUCGAAGAUGGAGCUCGCCGAAGGAGGUGACGUUCGAGAAUUUUUGUUGGCAAUGGAGGAGCUUUUCGAAAAAAUGGGCAACGUUGGCGUUCGCAUGGACGAGGACCUCAAGGCUUGUUUCAUCUUGGCAAAUCUGCCAGAGUCCUACGACAGCACUGUGGCGUCGAUACACGGGCGGAUGGACGUUCUUUCGAUGAAUUUCGUGAAGACAAAGCUGAUGGAGGAGUACGAUCGCCGCAAGGACAAGCGAUCGCAAGACACGGAACGAGAAAGGCAAUGGUAUCCGGUGGUUUGCUCAACGGCGGCCAAAACCGAGAUGGUGCUGACGGAGUCGCGGCGGGACUUUGUCAACCUGCAGGACCGCUGCCGGGCCGUAAUCAUCAAGCACAUCAAGACGCGCGAGAAGCUGGACCGGUUGAACCUUCCGUACUGUAUCACCAACUACCUGGCGGAGGCCCUGUCCGAUUGUACCACGCCGGUGACGCCCCUGGAGCAGCAGCUGAUCGAUUACUAUCUGUUCUAGGACAUGGCCGAAGUUCGGGGGUCGUACGACUAUCAGUGGGUUUGCAACAACCCGGUGUCGUGGGUGUAGAGCGAUUGUUUGUUAUUUUGGUAGUCCAAUUCUUAGUUGCCGCACCACGGGCGUGGUGGAGUUCUUUUUUCUGUUGAUACUCAAUUUCUGAGCGACCGUACUGAGGGUGUUGCGCGAUUGCAGGGCCCGGAAUAGUUGGAUAGUAUUUAUUAAUUAUAUUUUUUAAUUAUUUAUUUGUUACCUCAAUUGGAUUUUCCACUAACAACCUGUAGAUGUAUUUAUUUAUUUAUAAAUGACAAUAUUGUUUUAAAGCUUUUUCCAAAACUUAUCUCAUAAGAAGAAAUCAAAACAUUUUCAUUUAAAAAUCAGAAAUUUGUUGUUUACAGAGCUGGUGGAAUGCGGAUUGAUUUUGAUCUCUAUCAAGAAUUUAAAUCUAAACAUGUUGUUAAACUUUCCAACAUGACAUAAACAAAACUUCGAGGCACCUGAACUUUGAUCGUGAGAGAUAACAAAAUAUCAAAAUUACGAUGAAGAGCGAUGAAGGCAAUUGAAUGCUCAUUACUCACUGUCGAUUCGAUUCGACCAUGAAUCUAAUACAACUCAUUUUGUUGUUCAAAGAACUCACUAGUGAUUUGGAAGAGCAGAAGCUGAGCCAGAAAUUCUUAUUUCUGAAUAAAAUGGCGGCUGAUCAUUUGACAGAUUGAAAUAGUCAAAAUAAAUGCUGAAAAAAAAAUUUCUCGAUUUUUUUAGCACUCAUCGUGUUAUCCAACUCGGUGAACCUCGUUGGAUAAAUGUAAGACUCGAGCUGAAAAAAUCUUCUUUUUGCAACUU
Molecule: messenger RNA, 2227 nt
Organism: Culex quinquefasciatus (southern house mosquito)
Lineage: Eukaryota; Metazoa; Arthropoda; Insecta; Diptera; Culicidae
Gene: SP555
Exons: 3
Coding region: 26-1387 (453 amino acids)
Biological process (GO): proteasome-mediated ubiquitin-dependent protein catabolic process; intracellular signal transduction
Cellular component (GO): SCF ubiquitin ligase complex
Source: RefSeq, a predicted model, not a curated record